This is a messenger RNA of Hyaloscypha bicolor E, 363 nucleotides long. RefSeq lists its product as uncharacterized. Gene Ontology annotation, biological process: chloride transport; transmembrane transport. The coding region runs from base 93 to 320 and encodes 75 amino acids. The record is from RefSeq and is a predicted model, not a curated record. Lineage: Eukaryota; Fungi; Ascomycota; Leotiomycetes; Helotiales; Hyaloscyphaceae. Gene Ontology annotation, cellular component: membrane; early endosome; Golgi apparatus. The transcript has a single exon. Gene Ontology annotation, molecular function: voltage-gated chloride channel activity.
CUGGCUGAGAUCAAUGCCAACCUUCCUGCUGCAAGCCAAGACGAAGGGAAGACCACAUAGGUGGUGAUGAAGGGCCUUUGGUGAGCAAAGCCAUGUAUAUGGCAGCUGGCAGUAGGAUCCCGGAAAUCAAGACCAUAUUAUCUGGGUCCAGCAUCCCACAGCUCUUGGACUUCAAGGUUCUCCUUGUCAAGGCUGCGGGAGCAACAUUUGCAGUCACCACGGGCAUGUGUUUGGGAAAAGGAGGCCCGUUUGUCCGACAGGUGCCGAGUAUCUGGUGGCCAACUUAUUUCCAAAACAUCGAGUCUAUUGGCGUAAAAUGAGAGAGAUGCUCAGUACAGCUUGUUAUCAGGUCUAAGUGUUACG